AUGGGAAGGCCACCUUGCUGUGACAAAGUUGGGGUGAAGAAAGGGCCAUGGACUCCAGAGGAAGACAUCAUCUUGGUCUCUUACAUUCAAGAACAUGGUCCAGGGAAUUGGAGAUCAGUUCCUACCAACACUGGUUUGCUGAGAUGCAGUAAGAGCUGCAGGCUUAGAUGGACAAAUUAUCUGAGGCCGGGUAUCAAACGCGGUAACUUCACCGAUCAUGAAGAGAAGAUGAUAAUCCACCUCCAAGCUCUUUUGGGCAAUAGAUGGGCUGCCAUAGCUUCCUACCUUCCUCAGAGAACUGACAAUGAUAUAAAAAAUUACUGGAACACCCACUUGAAAAAGAAGCUCAGAAAGCUCCAGACAGGGCUUGAUGGCCAUGACCACCGUAACAGCCAAGAUGGUUUUUCAGGUAAUUCACAUGAUCAGCCAAUCUCCAAGGGCCAGUGGGAGAGAAGGCUUCAGACUGAUAUCCACAUGGCCAAGCAGGCUCUUUGUGAGGCUCUGUCCCUUGACAAGCCACCUACUCAUGAUCUUCAUUUGCAAGACUUGAAGCCAUCGAUUAAUCUUGGUUACAACAAUAAUAGUCAACCUAACACAAACACUUGUUCUAGGCCUCACCAAGCUUCCACUUAUGCAUCCAACACCGAAAACAUUGCGAAAUUGCUCGAAAGCUGGAUGAAAAAUUCACCAAAAGGACCUUCAUCAGCUCAAAAUCAUAAUCAAACAAACUCAGAAACCAAUCUUCAUCAGAUCAGUUCCUUAAAAAACAAGAAGAACACAGCUGCAGGUUGUUCCGCGAGUACUUCUAGUGAAGGGGCACAAAGUGCAACCACCACACCAGAACAGGCUUUUGAUUCCUUGUUCAGCUUCAACUCAUCCACAUCUGAUGUGUCUCAAUCUAUGUCAGUGGAUGAGAACAAUGCAAAUUUCACAGCAGAAACAAGCCGCCUGUUCCAAGAUGAGAGCAAGCCCAAUUUGGAGGGACAAGUCCCUCUCACAUUGCUGGAGAAGUGGCUCUUUGAUGAUGCUGCGCCUCAUGCUCAUGAAGACCUAAUUGACAUGUCAUUAGAGAACACAUCCGUCUUGUUUUGA
Messenger RNA from Prunus armeniaca (apricot), 1092 nucleotides. NCBI's taxonomy places the organism in Eukaryota, Viridiplantae, Streptophyta, Magnoliopsida, Rosales, Rosaceae. The record is from the annotation of a GenBank genome assembly.